UAUUCGCAGGUAAUCGAAAUUUAGGCUGGACGCCGUUUUUGCCGCAUUAUUUCGCGGCGCGCACUGAUUCUCGAAAAUAUAUUUUACGAUUUCUGCUUAUAAAUAUAAUAAAAAGCAAGAAAAAUAUCGAAUUUCAACUUCACAAAUCAGCUCAAAAAGACUUCAAACACAGAAAUGGGAAAGAAGUCGGAUAAUCCAGAGGAGAAUGACGCCUCCUCUGGCGGUGAAGAAGAGGAAGAAAAUUAUGCAGUAGAGAAAAUCAUAGAUCGCCGUGUACGAAAGGGAAAGGUGGAAUAUUAUUUAAAGUGGAAGGGUUAUGCCGAAACUGAAAAUACUUGGGAGCCGGAGAGCAAUCUCGAUUGCCAGGAUCUCAUUAGACAGUAUGAGUUGGAUCGAAAGGAUGGGGCCACUGCAGCGGCCAAGAAAUCGGAGCAUGCCGGCGGCAGCCCCAAGAUCAAAGAAACCGGUACUGCAUCCAACAAUAGCAGCGGCAAACGUAAGUUUGAAGACGAAGCUGGUCCAGCUGGCACUAAAAUGAAGCGUGUCGAAGCGGAGGAGACCAACGAUUUGAUACCCGCUGGUGGCACCGGUUUCGAUCGAGGCCUGGAGGCUGAGAAGAUUUUGGGCGCCUCCGAUAACAAUGGUCGCCUAACAUUCCUCAUACAAUUCAAGGGCGUCGAUCAGGCCGAGAUGGUGCCAUCGACUGUCGCGAAUCUGGCGAUACCACAAAUGGUCAUACGCUUCUACGAGGAGCGUCUGUCCUGGUACUCGGACAACGAAGAUUGAAUAGCAAUUUCUGGAGCGGCCCCAUAUAUAUAUAUAUAUAAAUAUGAGGUGAAUCAUAAGUAUCCUUUUUAUUAAUAUCCCAUUUUAAACCUCAUGUAUUCUUAACAUAAGAUUUAAUUUCAAUAAACAUGAAGUUAUGUGUGUUCAA
Drosophila grimshawi is the source of this 934-nucleotide messenger RNA. It is a transcript of the gene Su(var)205, whose product is annotated as heterochromatin protein 1. The record is from RefSeq and is a predicted model, not a curated record. Bases 175 to 786 code for a protein of 203 amino acids. The transcript is spliced from 5 exons. Gene Ontology annotation, biological process: negative regulation of transcription by RNA polymerase II; chromatin organization. Gene Ontology annotation, cellular component: nucleus; pericentric heterochromatin. Lineage: Eukaryota; Metazoa; Arthropoda; Insecta; Diptera; Drosophilidae. Gene Ontology annotation, molecular function: chromatin binding.